Penicillium nucicola is the source of this 1122-nucleotide messenger RNA. Its product is annotated as magnesium transporter CorA family protein. Gene Ontology annotation, molecular function: magnesium ion transmembrane transporter activity. Gene Ontology annotation, cellular component: plasma membrane. Gene Ontology annotation, biological process: intracellular magnesium ion homeostasis; magnesium ion transmembrane transport. The transcript is spliced from 2 exons. Lineage: Eukaryota; Fungi; Ascomycota; Eurotiomycetes; Eurotiales; Aspergillaceae. Bases 1 to 1122 code for a protein of 373 amino acids. The record is from RefSeq and is a predicted model, not a curated record.
AUGGAACGUCCUCAGGAGAAAAGCGAAGUCAUGGACGAGUCUCUGCCUGACCGGUUUAGCUUGUUCUCGUCUAAGACGAAAGAGGUCAUCACCUCGUCGAAAUGGGACACUCUCUUCCAAGACGGAGAAAACGAUCUUAUGACCCAGGAGAGGCACAAGGGUCGUCCAGAUCCCAACCAGCCCAUCUGGUGGAUCGACAUCCGUGAUGCCAACGAGGAAGACGUUGAUGUCGUCGCCCAAGCGUUGUCCAUCCACCCCUUGACGGCUGAGGAUAUAGCCAUCCGCGAGCCACGGGAGAAAGUCGACGUGUUCAAGAAUUACUACUUGAUUUCAUUCCAGACAUUGGUUGACAACGCGGCUCAACAGGAAAGACCUGGUAUUCCCGUCUCCGCUGCCUUAUACAUCCUCGUCUUCCAGUAUGGUGUCGUCACUUUCUCACCUAGUGGAUGUGGACAUGUCACUCGGGCGCGAGAACGUAUUCGCAAGAUGCACGAUCCAUCCAUUCUGACGAGCGACUGGGUCUGUUAUGCAAUGAUCGACGAUAUAAUCGACAGCUUUGAACCCAUGACCCGGGCCGCAGAAGCCGAAUCAGAAGCUAUCGAAGACCAAGUGUUCAUCGCACGCAUCGACGACGCAAAAGAACUAAUCCCACAAGUCGACUCCCUCCGCAAGAAAAUAACCCACAUCAUCCGCUGUCUGCACGGCAAAGUCGACGUCCUAAGUGGCUUCGUCAAGCGCUGUCAGUCACCCGACAAGCACCCCGUGUUCCCGGAUGGAGACCUGCUCUUGUACCUCGGCGAUGUGCAGGACCAUCUUGUCACGACGUUGUCUACGCUUGGACAUAUUGAUGAGAUCAUUGGUCGGUCCCAGGCAAAUUGUUUGGCGCAGCUGAGUGCUACCAACCUGCGACUCAGUUUGACUAUUAAUUCGGGGUUGAGUAAGGUUACGCUUCUUGCUACUGUGUUCGUGCCGUGUCAUUUGAUUACGGGGAUGUGGGGGAUGAAUGUUGAGGUUCCAGGCCAGAAUGACGGGGGACUUGGGUGGUUUUUUGGUAUUGUUGGUUGUUUUGCUGCUUUUAUGGUUGUUUGCGCUGCUAUGGCUUGGAAGUAUAAACUUUUGUAG